Messenger RNA from Boleophthalmus pectinirostris (great blue-spotted mudskipper), 1194 nucleotides. RefSeq lists its product as uncharacterized. The record is from RefSeq and is a predicted model, not a curated record. Lineage: Eukaryota; Metazoa; Chordata; Actinopteri; Gobiiformes; Gobiidae. Bases 133 to 1194 code for a protein of 353 amino acids. The transcript has 9 exons.
UAAAUAAAUAUAAUUAUUUUGGGUAAAGGGGUCCCUUUCUCAUUUGGUCAUCAAGUUGCUAAUACUUUUUGUUAAAGCUACAUUGCUCAACUUUUCUGGCAGAGGGUCCACCACCUGCUUGUCACCACGGAGAUGUUAUUGCUUUGCCUGGAAUGCAACAUGGAGGGGUCCAUGGACAGCUUGUAUGAGGCGGUGCAGAGUUCUGGAGACCCUCCACAGCCAGUCCCGAACAGAGCCUCCAGUCGCCCCUGCAGCCGGACCGUGAGUCGCUCCGGCAGCCCUGCAGUUCUGCUUGAAGACAAGAAGAAAUGGAGAGGAUCUGGGAGGUCUAUUUCUAUGGACAUGCCUCAGAUGAACACUGCCACCUCCAACAAAAAGAAAAGAAGCACACAAAUAUCCAAAUCCGCAUCAGACAAUGAGGCUUUUGAUAGUCCAGGCUGUAAUAAUGCAUCUGCUUGGCAACCAGCCAGAAGUCAAGAAGAUUUAAACCAAACCCUCCACCAUCACAAUGAAGAAAUGAAAAGGAUAAAACACAGAACAGAAAACAAAAGAGGAAAGGGAGCGCAUCAUACCGGCUCAAAGAAAAAGGAGAAGCCUCCUUCAAGUCAGAGCAAUGGUCACGAUUCAAAAAAUACAGUCAAAAGAGGCCAAAAGAGUGGGAAGAAGCCAGUUACAAAAAAUGGGAAGGAUGGGACGAAGAAGCCACAGAACUCCAGAGUGCAAUCUCCACCAGGUGCCAUGAGCCCCCUCACUGGGAACUUCCUGGAUGUACAGUACAGGUGCGACAGAAGACCAUAUUUGGGCAAAUGCUCCACACUUCCUGCUCAGGAGAAUAACACCCAUAAGCGAGGUCUGGAUAAAGUCAGUCUUCCCGGGGGAGCAACACCCACCCAUGCCCAGCGCUGGAGUAACCCCGGAGAUGCCAGCCCCCUCUGGAGCAGCGUCCCCCACACCUGCCACAGGCCCCUCACAGAGUACAGGGCUCUAUCUCAGGACCUCACUGUACCACCAGAGAAGGACUGGGACCAGCGCCAGGAGAAGCUCGGACUCUCCCAGGACAGUAGCCUCAAACGGGACAGUAGGCCUCAACUUCCUCCCAGAGUGCCACGGUCCAGUACUGAUGUGGAACUGACCCAAGGAAAUGGUGCUGUGGUCAUCCUAUUUCCUGCGGAGGCUGAUCUCAUCACAGAUUGA